UAUAUACCCCUAUACGUUGUAACCAAACCACAUAAGCAAAUCAUACCUCACACAUAACCUUCCAUCUAGCUUGUACUGAUCAUCAAAGCAUCGAUCUUUUGACACAAAUAGGAGGAGCACCAUGGCUUCCAAGUUUGCACACUCACUCACUGUUCUUGUCCUGAUCGCUUCAAUGUUUGGAGUAAGCGCGGCCAACAAGGACUGGUUCUCUGGUUUUAACUACACAGACUGGUGGUCCCGAUAUCAGAAACCAAACAAGACUCAACCUCAGUCCAACACAAUCGCGGUGGGUGGCUCAGAGAAUUGGCACUUCGGCUUUAACUACUCUGACUGGGCUUUCAAAAAUGGCCCUUUCUACCUCAACGACGCUCUCGUGUUCAAGUACGAUGCUCCGAACGCCACCACACAUCCGCACAGUGUAUACAUGUUUUCAAACUUUUGGAGCUUCUUGAAGUGUGAUCUGAAAAGGGCAAAGAUGCUGGCGAAUGUAACACAAGGCGUGGGAGAGGGAUUCAAGGUUGUGUUGAAGAGGUGGCAACCUUACUACUUUGCUUGUGGAGAGAGAAAUGGCUUUCACUGCACAAAUGGUGGCAUGAGUUUCGCUGUCAUGCCCAUGCCUCGCUCCUUCUUCCCUUUGCCUUGAUAUAAGAAAAAAUGCAGCAUUAUAUAUAUAUGGUUCUGGUUUAUUUUCUGUUAAAUGAAAGCAUAUAUAGGAUAAAUAAAUGAUUUGGUUUAUUUUUAUUUAUUUAACAAAUAUCCCUGGAUUCCAUGCUACCAUGAAAGUUUAGUUUUGAGCUAUCUAUCAUGCCAAUUUUAUUUGUGAACUUUUUUAUAUUAUAAACUGUUUGCAUAUGUUGAAAA
Prosopis cineraria is the source of this 861-nucleotide messenger RNA. RefSeq lists its product as uncharacterized. Lineage: Eukaryota; Viridiplantae; Streptophyta; Magnoliopsida; Fabales; Fabaceae. The record is from RefSeq and is a predicted model, not a curated record. The transcript has 2 exons. The coding region runs from base 122 to 643 and encodes 173 amino acids. Gene Ontology annotation, molecular function: electron transfer activity.